AUGGGAAUCGUUAGUUUUUCUGCCUGCUAUUUCUCUUUUUAUUUAUUUCAUGUAAGCGUUCGCUUGAUUUCAGUGAGCAAGCGCAGCGAUGGUUUUAUUAACAGCGACACAAAAAUAUGCCGAUCAUUAUUCCUCACAUUAUUGGAUAUUGAUUUCUGCUUCUCUUUCGCUUUUAAUUUUUCUUUGUUUUCUUUGUCUUUCUCCUUUCUUUCUUUCUUUACAUUUUCGAUUCUUUCUUUCUUUUUUUUUCCCCCUCAUUUCUGGUCUUUUAUUUUGUAUAUUCUGCUUUUGUUCAGGAGUUUUCGCCUCGUUUCUGUUUUGUUUUGUUUGUUUGUUUCUUUUUUUGUUUGUUUCUUUCUUUCUUCCUUUCUUUCUUUCUUUCUUUCUUUCUUUCUUUCUUUCUUUCUUUCUUUCUUGUUUGUUUGUUCUUUCUUGCUUUCUUUCUUGCUUUCUUUCUUUUCCGUCACUCUCCCCUGCGUUUGCUUCGGUAUUUUUAUUUUAUUGGCAUUGAUGCAUUUCAUUUUCUUCUAUUUUUGCCUUCUUUCUUUCUUUCUUUCUUUCUUUCUUUCUUUCUUUCUUUCUUUUGCUUUUUUCUUUUUUUUUCUUUUCUUUCUUUCUUUUUCCUUUCUUUCUUUUUUUCACUUUGCAUUUUCUUUUAUUUUUAUUUUUGACUUUCUUGUAGCUUUUUUUCUUUCUUUCUUUUUCUUUCUUUCUUUCUUUCUUUCUUUCUUUCUUUUCUUUCUUUCUUUUUUUUUCCGUUACUUUCUCUAUUCUUUUUUUAUUGCGUCUCCUUUUCUUUCUUUCUUUCUUUCUUUCUUUCUUUCUUUCUUUCUUUCUUUCUUUCUUUCGCUCCUCUUUUACUUUUCUUUUACAUUAUCUCUUUUUCAUUUUUAUUUACAUACUUCUUCUUUUUCACUCUGUCUUAAAUAUUUUGGUCUUUCUUCUCCUUCUUCUUUUUCUUCUUCUUCUUCUUCUUCUUCUUCUUCUUCUUCUUUUUCUUCUUCCUUGUCGACUGCCUUUAUUUUCUUCUCUUAUAUUCGGUCCCCAACUUUUUCUUCGUUUUCGUCUUCUUCAUCUUUGUCUACUGCACUCUGCCUCCUCCUCCUCCUCCUCUUCCUCCUCCUCUUCCUCCUCCUCCUCUUCCUCCUCCUCCUCCCUCCCUCCUACUCCUCCUUCUUUUUCUAUUGCAUUUGGCGAUCAUAUUUUCUUCUUCCUCCUCCCCUUCGUUCUCUUCUUUCUUUCUUUCUUUCUUUCUUUCUUUCAUUCUUUCUUCCUUUCAUUCAUUCUUUCUUUCUUUCUUUCUUUCUUUCUUUCUUUCUUUCUUAUCUUUCUUUCCACCUUCCUUUCUAUUCCUUUAAUUUCCUUCCUCUCCUUUCCUAUCUUUCUUGCGCACUUCGUAGUCUGCAUAUUUCACUGAAGAUAAUCUUCACCAAGAAUUUCAAGGGUUUCUUUGUGACCGCCCUCCACUCUCCGCUACCCCUCCCCCAUUGCACUGAAUGUAGAACACCAGGCUACAGCAAAAACAACAAUUAUUACCAUUCCUUUUCUCCGAACAACUUUCUUUUUUUAUCAUCGUUGCAACCAUCAUUAUCUUUUUCUUUACUUACGUGA
Messenger RNA from Acanthosepion pharaonis, 1611 nucleotides. NCBI's taxonomy places the organism in Eukaryota, Metazoa, Mollusca, Cephalopoda, Sepiida, Sepiidae. The record is from the annotation of a GenBank genome assembly.